AUGAACAACCUCCGUCAACCUCCAGACAAGGUUCCAGAGUUCCUUUACAUCGUCCAUGAUCCCUCAAAUGAUCAAAAUCCUGGCGGUGUGUCUCACAACUCCGAGGAGUCUUACUCCCCGAGGGAUAUUGGCUUUCGCCCUUAUGAUGUACUUACUCUCGAACGUGAAACUGCAAGCAGCUAUCUUCUUUUCCAUUAUGGCGUCGAAAAUGAGAUGCGAAGAAACCCUCCAAGCAUCUAUGUCGCUGCGACAGAUGACAUUGAAGCUGCGAGAAACCAAGUUAUUACCAGCGAGAAAGAGCUAGUUAUGUACAGGCUAAACGGGAGGUGUGAUGAUAUGAAAAGAUGUGUUGUUUUCAAAGCAUCGAAGUGGCUGCGGGCUUUAAAUUUGUGGGAGGAUGAUGCGGAUGAAGACGAAGAGGAGAAACAUGAAAGGCAGAAGAAGUUAGGGUCUGAGUGGUUGAUUUGGCCAAUCGUUCCGAGAGAGGCGAUCAUUGGUAUGUCGGGAAAAGAGGACAUUAUGAAGGAAACCGAAAAAGAGCAUGAGUCAUCCGCAAACUACCAAGGCCAAAAACGACGAAAGAACUCAGCAGGUCCGAGUCGGGAUCUUGAAGUUGCAAAAACUGCCAAAAAAGGCAAGUCCUCUUCGAAGUCAAGUGCCAGAAAUGAAAAAGGAUUUGUGUGCAAGGAGUUAGACUCGGACGGCGCACCGCAGUACAUGUCUAAAUAUUCCGAAGAGCAACCAUUUCCGUUCUCAGCUAUUCACAUCAUCGAACCAGGAGAAGGCGGCUCGCGGUGUCUUGUCCACUGGGAUACCAACAUAGAACCAAGCUGGUUCAAUAUUCGUGACGUCGAUGCCAGGGCUGUGAGGGAGUUUCGGAGCCGCCAGAUCAGCGCUGAGUCCCGCAAGGAACCGAAAAAGGGAGACCCGUUCGAAAUCCUAUUUGAAGAACCACUCAACAAAGAGACUAAAUUGAAUAGCAGAUUCUUGGUCAGAUGGACUGACACGAGGAGGGUCACGUGGGAGACUUACGGAGGUAGUCCUGGCGUGACGAGGCAUGCUGGUAAUAGAUUUUUGGCGAAAAGGAAUACAUGGACGAGAUAUCGCUAUACAUGA
Messenger RNA from Sclerotinia sclerotiorum 1980 UF-70, 1116 nucleotides. RefSeq lists its product with no specific name. NCBI's taxonomy places the organism in Eukaryota, Fungi, Ascomycota, Leotiomycetes, Helotiales, Sclerotiniaceae. The transcript has 2 exons. The record is from RefSeq and is a predicted model, not a curated record. The coding region runs from base 1 to 1116 and encodes 371 amino acids.